Molecule: messenger RNA, 1911 nt
Organism: Aureobasidium subglaciale EXF-2481
Lineage: Eukaryota; Fungi; Ascomycota; Dothideomycetes; Dothideales; Saccotheciaceae
Exons: 2
Coding region: 1-1911 (636 amino acids)
Biological process (GO): protein import into peroxisome matrix, docking
Cellular component (GO): peroxisomal membrane; cytosol
Molecular function (GO): protein binding
Source: RefSeq, a predicted model, not a curated record
AUGUCAUUUCUCGGCGGGGCAGAAUGCUCGACGGCGGGCAACCCACUGAGCCAGUUCACCAAGCACGUCCAAGAUGACAAGUCGCUACAGAGAGACCGUCUAGUAGGCAGGGGUCCCGGAGGCAUGGAGAGCAUGCGUAGUCAGAUGGGAGCCCCUCAAGAUGCUAUGAUGGACGACUUUAUGCAGCAUGGCCCGACAUUCCAAGACUCGCCUUUUGCCAUGGAACAAAUGCGUCGUGAGCUCGACCAAGCAGCCUCUCCCACAUCCAACCACUGGGCCGCCGAGUUCGAGCCGCAGAUGUCCGAUCAGCCCGGUCCUGCCUUUGCUCACCAGGCCAACGGAGCCUUCAACCCCCAAGACUUUGCUCGCUUCCAGCAGACAUCCGGUGUCAGGACGUCCAGCCCACUCGGCAAUGUUCAACAAACCCCCAUGUCACGAUACCAGUCCCCCAUGCAACAUGGUGGCGUCUACGGCAACGGUAUGGGUAUGCGCAUGGGCAUGGGAGGUAUGGGCAUGGGUGGAAUGGCCAUGAAUGGCAUGCAGACUCCGCAGGAUCAGCAACAACAGUCAAAAGGCAAGGAGCGUAUGGUCGAGCUGGAUGACAAGGAUUGGGAGGCUCAGUUCGCCGAGCUGGACGCCCCGCAAGAACAACAAGACGCCCAACUCGAUGCAGAGGCCAACGCCGCCAUCGAGGCAGAGCUGAAUGCCAUGGACAGGUCAGUUGAUCAGAGCGAAACUUUGUUUGGUGACUUCGAGUCGGUAUGGCAGGGCAUCCAAGCUGAGACGAUCCAAAACAGAGACUUUGUCACCCACGAAUCCUUUGGCGAUGCGACCGAUCGCUUCGACCAGUGGGACGGCUUCGACGGGCUCAACACGCACCGCGACCCUUCGCUGGGCGAUUACAUGUUCGAAGACGACAACCCCUUCGCCGAGCUGGCCAACCCCUACGAUGAGGGCAUGAAGAUUAUGCGUGAAGGUGGGAACCUCUCGCUUGCCGCCUUGGCUUUCGAGGCUGCUGUUCAAAAAGAUGCGGACCACAUGGGUGCCUGGACAGCUCUUGGCCAAGCUCAAGCACAGAAUGAAAAGGAAUCACCUGCAAUUCGUGCGCUGGAGCACGCUCUGAAACUCGACCCCAACAACCUGGAAGCUUUGAUGGGUCUGGCUGUGUCGUAUACCAACGAGGGCUAUGACAGUACAGCUUACAGAACGCUUGAGCGUUGGGUCGCUACAAAAUAUCCCACCCUCAUAAACGGACCUCUCUCCUCGCAAGAUGACGAGAUUGGCUUCACCGAUCGCCAUGCUCUGCACGAGAAGGUGACGGAUCUAUUCAUUCAAGCCGCACAACUUUCUCCAGACGGCGAGCAGAUGGAUCCCGACGUCCAGGUUGGCCUAGGCGUUCUCUUCUAUGGCGCAGAGGAAUAUGACAAAGCAGUCGACUGCUUCGGAGCAGCGCUAGCCUCGACUGAAGAAGGCAGCACAAACAGACAGGAAGAAUUGCAUCUCCUCUGGAAUCGCCUCGGCGCCACUCUCGCAAAUUCUGGAAGGUCGGAAGAGGCCAUCGAUGCCUACUCUCGUGCCUUGGAAAUGAGGCCGAACUUCGUCAGGGCACGCUACAACUUGGGAGUGUCGUGUAUAAACAUUGGCUGCUACGAGGAGGCCGCGCAGCACCUUCUCGGGGCAUUGGCCAUGCACCGCAUCACGGAGAAAGAAGGCCUGGAAAAAGCAAGACAGGUGGUUGGCGAUAACAAUAUGACAGACGCCAAGCUAGAAGCCAUGAUCACUCAAAACCAGAGCACAAAUCUCUACGACACGCUAAGAAGAGUGUUUGCUCAGAUGGAACGCAGAGACUUGCAAGAGCUCGUUGGCCCCGGAAUGAAUCUCGAGGACAUGAGGCAGCAUUUUGAGUUUUAG